Molecule: messenger RNA, 798 nt
Organism: Anisakis simplex (herring worm)
Lineage: Eukaryota; Metazoa; Nematoda; Chromadorea; Rhabditida; Anisakidae
Source: the annotation of a GenBank genome assembly
AUGGUUCUGAUAAAUUCACCGAAAGGCAGUCAAAUAACACCAGUCUCGAAGUGUGAAUUAAAAAUGGAAUCCGGUGUUUGCAUCAAGUAUAUCGCACCUUCGCACGUCAAUCCACUUAUCGAGAUUUGUGCUGAGUGCACAAACUCAAUGGAGACUGAUUUGUCGCAUACUGUUCCGAAAAAACGAAGCAGUUAUGAUGGCUUCUUUUUAGAUGACAUGAAUGCGAAUGAUCCAUCAGAUGACUGGGAAGGUGUGAAUGCAUUAUGUCAAGCAAUCGAUACGAUUAUUCAGCAUGAUUUGACAGAUAUGGCUGUUGGUAAAAAUGUUCUCGAACUUGGUUUUUGUACGGGUCUUCCAUCGGUAUUCGUGAUGCAGAAUGGUGCUUCUCAUGUGACCCUUUAUUGUGCGGAUGAUGCAAUGCUGAGUCUGUGUGUCAAACCAACACUUUCUCGAAACAGCAUUGAAGAGUCACAACAAAAGUUCGUAAAUGGCGAUUUCGACCAUCUUAAAGAAUCGCUUGAAGAAAAGCAAUUCGAUGUCAUUCUGGCGACUGAAUUUCUCAAUACCGAGCGAGCAUCAUUUGAGCAAUUGCACGAUAUCAUUGACUACGCUCUAGCACCGGAUGGCAUUUGUCUCUUCUCAUCAAGGAUGUACUAUUUCAACUGUGACGGAAGUUUACCGGAAUUUUUGGAACUGGUAAAAAGUAAAGGUAAAUUCGAAUCAUACACCAGAUGGACAUCGCCUAAGAGUGAUGUUGUGCAAAGGAAAGUGGUUCAGCUAACAAGAACAAUGCGAUAA